Messenger RNA from Saprolegnia parasitica CBS 223.65, 501 nucleotides. RefSeq lists its product as hypothetical. The coding region runs from base 1 to 501 and encodes 166 amino acids. NCBI's taxonomy places the organism in Eukaryota, Oomycota, Saprolegniomycetes, Saprolegniales, Saprolegniaceae. The record is from RefSeq and is a predicted model, not a curated record. Gene Ontology annotation, molecular function: protein binding. The transcript has a single exon.
AUGCUUCUUUUGCCGUACCGAACGCAGCCAAUCUUGCACCGGGUCGCCUGCCGUGGUCGUCUGCAGCUCGUGACGGCGCUGCUUGCCGACACGGACGAAGAAUGCGAGCGCGACACACUAGAUACGGUCGCGACCCACGGCUCGGUUGAGAUGCUGCAGCUCUUGCUACAGCAUCGCAGCGGCAAUGUGACGGCUCGCGCGAUGGACGGCGCGGCGGCCAACGGGCACAUGGCGACCGUUGUCUAUUUGCACGAAAAUCGCAUGGAAGGCUGCACGACGGCGGCCAUGGACGCGGCCGCGCGACACAACCAUUUAGACGUGGUUCGAUUCCUCCAUUUACACCAGCAUGAAGGCUGCACGGCGGCAGCGAUCGACGGCGCCGCACGCAUGGGACACCUCGAAAUGGUCCAUUUCCUCACGACCUUUCGGCGAGAAGGGUAUACCGCACGGGCCCUGGAAGAAGGGACGUCCGACCGCGGCUUAAAACGACCCCACCUCUAG